Spathaspora passalidarum NRRL Y-27907 is the source of this 994-nucleotide messenger RNA. Its product is annotated as DNA-directed RNA polymerase I subunit. Gene Ontology annotation, biological process: nucleolar large rRNA transcription by RNA polymerase I; transcription elongation by RNA polymerase I; RNA polymerase I preinitiation complex assembly. NCBI's taxonomy places the organism in Eukaryota, Fungi, Ascomycota, Pichiomycetes, Serinales, Debaryomycetaceae. Gene Ontology annotation, cellular component: RNA polymerase I complex. The annotation marks the transcript as partial. Gene Ontology annotation, molecular function: DNA binding. The record is from RefSeq and is a predicted model, not a curated record. The transcript has a single exon.
AUGUCUCCAUCGAAACAAGAAUCGCGUACCUCAAAUAUUAGGGUGGUUUCCUUUACUGAAGAGCCAGUUGUUGCUGUUGGAUCUUUUUUCAAUGGACUUUCUGUUCCUUCAUCGACUGAAUUUGAUUUAUACAAACACAAGAAACAAAACAAUUAUGUCCUUCAUGGAGAAUCAGAAACUUUAGACUACAAUGGUGAAUCACUUACCGAUGACCAAAACGAUUAUGUGGUUGGUGUCUAUGACCCUGUGCAUAAAUCUGUUGAAUUAUUUAAAUCUCCAUACCUUUCCACUAAAGUCACUGCUAAAAGGAACAGAAUAUACAAGGGACCUAAAGUAAGACAAGCCGGUGUCAGACUGAUUACCCAACGUAAUGCUUUAGGUGAAGCUUUUGGUACCAAGAAAGCCAAAGCUGCCAUUACCAAUUUGGAAAAGAACAGAAUUGAUGCUGAGAAAUUACAAGGGUUGGAAAUGGAUAUUGUUGAUAGUGUUAAAGAAUCAAGUCAAGAUUUGCCAACUAAAGAAAAAAUGGCUUCGGAUGUUGUCAAUGAUAGACCUACUCCAUUGGCAGAUGUCGAUGCCAAGAAUGUUGAAGAUGUUUACCCAUUGUAUAAUAUCAUACCAGAAAAAGAAUGGGCAUACUUGCGUGUCAGUUCAAUCUUAUCUGAAACCGACGAAAGUAAACAAUUGGAAGCUUUCCCAUAUGGUAAAUCCGAAUAUGUUAAGAAGCAUUUACCAUCUUUGGUGAAACAAGAAAAUAUCGAGAAAAUACAAUUACUUUAUUAUGCUUCUCUCUUAUUUGGUGUUUAUCAAAACAGACGUGUAAAGGAUAAACAGGCCCUUAUGACAAGAUUACAAGACAAACCUUCUGAGGUUUUGGUUGAUGGUAUUUUAGAAAAAUUUGCCAUUUCCCGUGCAUCUCAAUUUGGUAAAUCCAAAGACAGAUCAUUCACUAUUGAUCCACAUCAUGAAGAUAAGUUAUUGUGUUAUUUAUUAG